Astrephomene gubernaculifera is the source of this 3364-nucleotide messenger RNA. The record is from the annotation of a GenBank genome assembly. NCBI's taxonomy places the organism in Eukaryota, Viridiplantae, Chlorophyta, Chlorophyceae, Chlamydomonadales, Astrephomenaceae.
AGUUGAAGUGUUCAAAGCACUAGUAUAUUAUGAUGUAACCAUAACUAGGUGGCUGCAUGGCUAAUGGGCGGUAUAUGGCUGGACCAUUACUUUAACCUAGGCCUUAAGUAGCUGAAUAGCUGACCGACUAAACAAAUUGAAAAAUGAGCGCAACACGCCCGAAGACAAAGGUGGUGGUUCGGAGUUUACCGCCAGCUAUGUCAGAGGAGACGUUCAAGACCGUUCUUGACAGCCUCGCAGCUGGGCGCUAUAAUUGGCUCUCAUACUAUCCCGGCAAAGUCAGCCUGAAGCGCGUGGCCUUCUCUCGUGCUUACAUCAACUUCUUGACUCCUGAUGAUGUCUAUGAAUUUAAGCAGCGGUUCGACGGUCACGUUUUCAUCGGUCAAAAGGGCCACCAGUAUCGCUGCGCUGUCGAGUAUGCUCCACUGCAGAAAGUGCCCACCCUCGAAGAGAAGCCCCACCCACUGGAGGGCACCCUGGAGCAAGACCCCGACUACAUCGCCUUCCUAGAGGCUCUCGAGUCCGGCCAGCCCCUCCCCGGUGCCGCCCCCACCACCGCCGGCACCGCCACCGACAUGCCCUCCGCCGCCGCUGCCGCUGCCAACCUCAGCAGCAGCUCCGAAGCCGGCGAGGGCAAGGUGGUGAUGUCGCGGCUGAUGCAGUACCUGGUUCGCAAGUACUCGGAGGGCGGCAACCGCCUGGGAGGGGCGCGGUCCGCCAGCAAGGCCAAGCAGAGCAAGCAGGAGCAGGUGCAGGAGGGGGGCCGCGGUGGUGGCGGAAAGGCGGCGCGGGCUGCAGCCGCAGUAGCAGCGGCUGCAGCGACUGCUGCCAUCAGCGCGGUCGCCACGGCUGUGGAUGGGGGUGGCGGUGGUGGCAAGGCUUCGCGUAGGGAGCGGGAGCGUGCAGCAAAGGGUGAGGCGGCUAGCGCCGGCAAGGCUUCGGAGAAGCAGACGGGAGGAAAGGGACGAGGGCAACGCGGCGCUGCGGCGGCAGCGGAGGCUGAGACUCAGCCGCAGCCGCAGGUGGUCACCUUACUGACAAGGAGCGGUCCAGCCGGGAGGGCCGCAGCAGCACAGGCGGCAGCGGCGAAGGACGCAGCCGGCGGGGUGUCAGAUGCCAAGGCGGCGGCGGGGGCGCAUGCGGGCAGCCACCGGGAGCCGAAGCAAUCGAAGGCGCAGCAGAAGCAGCAGCAGGAGGCGACGACAGCGGCACGCGGACCUGCCAAGGGUGAUGCCGGGAAGGCUGACGCAGCAGCAGCGGCGGCAGCGGCCGCAGGUGGUGCGGCGCCCGCUCAUGAGGGCGGCGGGGGCGGCAAGGCCCGCGGCGGCAAGGCAUCCCGAGGAGGUCAGGAGGAGGAGCCGCGCGGCGCCUCGAAGGGCUCAGCAACGGCUGCGGCAGCUCUGGCAGCAGCCCCUCGGAUCCUGCUGGUGAAGGGUGGAGAAGCCCGGCCUACGCAGGCGGCAUCGGAUGUCCCGCAGGCACCUGCAGCAGCCGCAGCCGGCAAGAGGCAGCAGCCCGCCAGUGAGUCGCAGUCAUCCCGCCAGCAAUCGCAGCCCCAGCAGCAGCAGCCCUCCGCGUCACGAGGCGGCUCCGCCAAGGCCCAGGCGGCCUCACAACCGCCCGCACAGCAGCAACAACAUAAAUCAGACCAAGGCUCCUCAGCCGCACCCUCUGCAUCAACCGAUGGGGGCAGGCCCGGCAGGGCACCCUCCAGCAAAGCCUCGGCACCCGCGGCAGCUCCCGAGCGUCCAGCCAGCAGCAGCAAGACCACGACGGCGACCGCGGCGGCACCAGCGCCCAGCAGCGCUGUUGGAGCACCUCCGCCUCCUGCUGCAGCUGCUGCAGCUGGCGGGCAGGGAGAUGGUGGUUUGGCUGCAACGGCAUCCGCAGCGGCUGCGGCAGCGCUUGCCGGGGCAGCAGGCGGCAAGAGGGUGCGCGCGGGCUUCCAGAUGUAUGUGCCCGGCUCGCUACGAGGAGGCCGCGGCGCGGGGGCUGGCGGCACCAACGGAUGAUUGACUUUCGAGUUUGAGGCCGUCGCAUGCCGGUAGCGAGGUGGCGGCAGCCGUGGCCAUGACGGGCCUGUGUUGGACGCUGUGGACGGCACCCAGCUACCCACUGCAGUGCCAACGCGCGGCCGUACUGCCCUGUCGCACGCAAUUGCUGAUCGCCUUCUUACGGCCCCAGCCUUCUUACGGCCCCAGACGGAAAAGGAGCGUGAGGGGUACCGGUAUGUGUGUGAGCAGUGGAGUGAUGUCGCUUGGUACCAGAGGGCUCGGCACCCACAGCGCCGGAGCAGCGCUGUGAGCGCGUCAAAGACGAGACCCGGGCCCCUCCUCCUCAUCAGCCACCCUGCUCCAGAGGCCUCUUGCGGUUGCACAGCUGCGGACGAUGCCGGCGUAGCGCUUUGUGAGGCGUUUGCCUUCGGCCAGCUUCCUGCGGCCGUCCGUCCUGCUACCCGCACUUGGCACUGUGACUUUGGGCCAUGUGUCCCUGGCUACCGUUUGAGAAGGACGCAUGCCGAGGGCCAUCCUGUGCGCUGGGGUCUCCAGGGUCGUUUAAGCACGCUAUGUGUGGUGUCGAGGCUGAGACAGCCAGCCGCUCUUGUGCCCUCUGGCCGCCAGCCAGCAGACGGCUAUUGAAUCCCCUCGUUUGUCGAAUGUGUGUGUUGGCUGUGAUGGUGGGGUAAAGGGCAGCGUUGCCUGGCUUGGUCUCCUCCCGUAAGCACAUGCACGAACCGCAGGAGCCGGUGCUUAGGUAGAGAGUGCUUGGGCCGAUCGGGAAUGGGUUGGGUCGGUGCUUUGCAUACCAGUACCAAGCUCAGGGAUGUGUUGUGGCAUGGCUGCAUCAGCCGCAACGUUGCUUCACGCUACCUGCGUCCCAUGUGAAGCAGAGGUUGUGGCGCCGAGGGUAGCAGUAAUCUGCAGGUACAAGCAACCUGUGGUGUGCGGCCACAGCAGUACCGUAACCAGGCAACGACCCAUUGGAUGUCCCCAUGUAGCUGCACUGGGCGGCCCUGCCUCUUGGGUCCUUAGCUGGAUGGCUGUAAGCUAAGGAACGCUUGACAUGCAUUGGUGGCUUCGCUAAGAUGUGGGGGCGAGACCAUGGCCUUGGAUCUCAGGGCAACAGAAGGGGCAUUGGUUGCAGGUGGUUGGGCCUGUGCAGCCGUUGCAAUGGCACGUGUAUUCAUGUUGUGGACAUGCGCCAAUCAUGUUGUGUACGCUGGGAAGUCACCAGCGUUGCCACUUGCAGUGAUGUAGCGGGGAAGGGGCAUGGCUGCAGGGCCCUGCACAUGUGUGCGCCGAACGUUGCAGAUUGCUGCGUCAUCCUGGCAGUAAGGGUCAUCCUGUAAGAAUAACACUACCGG